AUGUCCGCGAAGCGGCAAGCUACGACUGAAUUAAAUCACAACAACUGGGAUCAAGAAGAUGACGAACCGGAAGAAACCGAAGGUUUUAAAAUUGCAUCAAAAGAAGUUCUUGAAAAACGUGUUAUUAGGACCGCUAAACGACGAUCCAACGUAUCUUCUAGCGAGGGUCAGAAAAGUGUAUUCAGUGGCUUUGGAGGCUUCAAUAAAACACAAAAGACUUCCUUUGACUUUUUGGCAAAUUUAACUAAUGGUAAAUCAACUAAUACUGGUGUCAGUAAUCAAGAAGGAUCAUCUCUUUUUUCAUCAAAGACAUUUUCAAAUCAAAGUACAGCACUAUUUACACCAUCAGAUAUAUCUAAAAAAAUAACUAAUACAGAUGUCAAUAAUCAAGAGGGAUCAUCAUCUCUUUUUACAUCUAAGACAUUUACCAAUCAAAGUAAAGGGUUAUUUACACCAUCAGACGUCUCUAAACCAGGACCAACAAAAUUUGAAAAUCCAAGUCUGCAAACAACUUCUAGUUUAACCAAAUCUACUGUUGCAGAAAAUCAAACUGGUUUUAAAAACAGUGAAAGCCCAUUCAAAAGUCAUACUACUUCAACACCAAUCAACAAUUUGAACUAUUUAACUAAACCAAAUUCUGGAAAUGUUGGUGACCCUGUAUCACAAACAACAAAUAAUAUAUUUAGUGGCCAAGCUGAAAACAAUUUUUCUAAUAAAUCUAUUAAGACGUCACCAUCUUCUAAUACAUUAUCUGCUUCCCCAAGUAAUAAGUGUCAAUCUAUUGAAGAAACUAAUAAAACUGAAAAGAAAGAUACCGUAGAUGAGUCCCAAUUUAUCACUAUAAAGUGUGAUAAAAAUGUUGAUGGAAAGACGUUAAAGUAUUAUAAAAACUUGGCAAGCUUAAAUAUAUCUUUAUAUAAAUGGGUAAAAAAAAAUAUUGAUGAAUCACCAAUCUGUAUUCUUUCUCCAAUUUUCAAAGACUAUGAUAAAUAUCUUAAAGAUAUUCAAGAUGAAUAUUUUAACAGAGAUGGAGCUCAAGGUGAUUUUGCACAGAAUUUGAAAAGUAAUCCUAAAGUACCAUCUGCUGCACAAGCAAAUAAUGUGGUUUCCCAUACAGCUGUUACUUCUAAUAAGUCUACAAGUUCAACAACAGAAGAGAAGAAAUCCUCAAGUAUGGUAUUUGGAACACCUUCAACCAAUAAUACCCAGACAAAAAACAUGGGUUCACUUUUUGGAAAUGUGCCAAACGCGCAGAGCUUCAUAACAUCUCCGAGUACUGGUGCACAAGCAAGUAAUAUACUUUCUCAUACCUCUGUUACUACUAAUGAGUCUACAAUUUCAACACCAGAGGAGAAGAAAUCGUCAAAUAUGGUAUUUGGAAUACCUGCAUCAAAUAAUACCCAAGCAAAAGACAUGGGUUCUCUUUUUGGUAAUGUGCCAAAAGUGCAGAGUUUCACAACAUCUUCUAAUACUGCUGCACAAGCAAGUAAUAUACUUUCUCAUGUGCCUAUAAUUUCAACACCAGAUGAGAAGAAAUCCUCAAGUAUGGUAUUUGGAACACCUUCAACCAAUAAUACCCAGACAAAAAUCAUGGGUUCACUUUUUGGAAAUGUGGCAAACGCACAGAGCUUCAUAACAUCUCCGAGUACUGGUGCACAAGUAAGUAAUAUACUUUCUCAUACCUCUGUUACUACUCAUGAGUCUACAAUUUCAACACCAGAGGAGAAGAAAUCGUCAAAUAUGGUAUUUGGAAUACCUGCAUCAAAUAAUAGCCAAGCAAAAGACAUGGGUUCUCUUUUUGGUAAUGUGCCAAAAGUGCAGAGCUUCGGAACAUCUUCUAAUACUGCUGCACAAGCAAGUAAUAUACUUUCUCAUACUUCUGUUACUUCUCAUGUGUCUACAAGUUCAACACCAGAUGAGAAGAAAUCCUCAAGUAUGGUAUUUGGAACACCGACAACCAAUAAUGCCCAGGCAAUAAACAUGGGUUCACUUUUUGGUAAUGUGGAAAAAGCACAUAGCUUCACAACAUCUUCGAGUACUGGUGCACAAGCAAGUAAUAUACUUUCUCAUACCUGUGUUACUUCUAAUGAGUCUACAAUUUCAACACCAGAAGAGAAGAAAUCCUCAAAUAUGGUAUUUGGAAUACCUGCAUCUAAUAAUACCCAAGCAAAAGAUAUGGGUACACUUUUUGGUAAUGUGCCAAAAGUGCAGAGUCCCACAACAUCUUCAAGUACUGCUCAAAAUCCAAAACUUGGCUUUUCAUUUGGGAGUUCUUCAGUAGCUGGUUCAACACCAACUACAAGCAGUGGCGGAUUUACCUUUGGCAUUAAUAAUUCACCUCAAUCAACCUCAUUAUUUGCAACAAAACCAAUUGUUUCUAAUAUUAAUGGCAAUUCACAAUUCUCAUUUGGCACUGGUAAACCUUUUAGUUUUAAUUCAAAUAUACAAAGAAAUGAGAGUAAUGAGGUUACUAACACUAAGGAAGAUGAAGAUGAACCUCCUAAAGUUGAAUACACACCAAUGGUGGAAGAAAACAGUGUUUUUGACAGAAAGUGUAAGAUAUUUGUUAAAAAAAAUGGUAACUUUGUUGACAAAGGUGUAGGUACAUUGUAUAUAAAAAAAAUUGAAGAUACCAGUAAGUACCAACUAUUAGUGAGAGCAAAUACAUCUUUAGGAAACAUUUUGCUCAAUUUAGUUCUUGCUCCAUCUGUACCUACUCAACGUAUGGGCAAGAAUAAUGUUAUGCUAGUUUGUAUUGCCACACCUGAUGCGAAACCACCUCCAACACCUAUUCUUAUUAGGGUAAAGACAUCAGAGGAAGCAGAUGAGUUAUUAGAGAAAUUAAAUAACUAUAAACAGUAG
This is a messenger RNA of Pieris macdunnoughi, 2862 nucleotides long. The record is from the annotation of a GenBank genome assembly. Lineage: Eukaryota; Metazoa; Arthropoda; Insecta; Lepidoptera; Pieridae.